Dinoponera quadriceps is the source of this 3697-nucleotide messenger RNA. Its product is annotated as neurogenic locus notch homolog protein 1. The record is from RefSeq and is a predicted model, not a curated record. The transcript has 7 exons. NCBI's taxonomy places the organism in Eukaryota, Metazoa, Arthropoda, Insecta, Hymenoptera, Formicidae. The coding region runs from base 1173 to 2417 and encodes 414 amino acids.
AUCGGCUCGCAUUAUCGGCUGUACACACGCGGGCCGAGCUGUCGUUGCAACACGCCGAAUGAUCGCAGGUAGAACAGGAACUCCUGAAAGACGUCUCACUUCUUCGGAGACUGGCGAUUAUGUAACUUCUUCUUUUCUUUUUCUAAAAACGGUAACGCCAAAAGCGGGAAGUUCGACGACACGAAUUCGACGAUUGUGUAAUGUUUUACAGUCGUGAAUUAGCGAUCAUGCAUAUGAUAUUUCGAACGAUGAAAACGUGGAAACUUUUCACGUUAUUUUCCGCUUCUAGGGAGAAGUUACGUCCCCCUACGGCAGCGAUCGUGUAAUUUCGAGCGCUGAAUUGUUCACUCUUCGCUGAUCUCUCGUACAUUUUUUUCACGUAUCACACAGCAAUUACGUAGUUAGAUGUGUGGAAAGUGAAAUCACUGGAUUCGGAUUGAUCAAUAUUUCGGAUUGGGACACCGUGUUAUUCGAUUCCAAAAAGGUUACAUACAGGAUCACUGUCGCUAUAAGUGGAACAUUCGUCAUUAGGUCAGUAUGAAUGAAAAAGUUUCUACCAUUUGACACAAGUAACCGCGGAAAAUUUUGAGUUAUUAACAAUUAUGAAAAAUAGCCGUCUAUAAAGGUUUUUCUCAAUUAAUAAUUCAAAAAUUGCAGAAGUUUCACAUUUUCACAGUUCGCAAAGUUACAUGAUCAUCGAGUUCACGCGAAACUCCUCACAUUUCACGUUUCCGCCCUAAGGGGAAAUUACGUGAUCGCUGCCCGGACGUCACUCUCGGGAGCUUCUGCUAGGACUCGGCCGUACGCCCAAUCACGGUCCCGACCGUCUUUCACCCGUGACAUUUAUGACGGUGACGGUCCAUUAGAAAGAUCCUCGGAGUAAUGACGCGUUCGACAAUCGGCCGGGAGAACGGCUGCGAAUUAAGGAUUCGGAAUCGAACGCGUUUACAAACACACGUGGGCGCGGUGUCUAUCGGGCACCUUGAAAAAUAAUCGGAAUCGCACGUGGGCGAAAUUCGAAGUGGGGCCGAAGGUCGCCGAUGGUGGGGCCAGCCUCGUCUCUUCGUCUUCAUCAUCUCCGCGACCGCGGUCGGCUCGGUUAGUCCUUUCCGCAUCAGCACCGGGCACGAGCUCGCGCGUCUCACAAGGUACAUCGGAAAGUUGGCGUCAAGAUGCUUCUCCGCUCGCAAGCCGCAGUCUUGCUCCUGCCUCUGUUCGCCGCCUUGGCCCACGGCAGUCAGUACCUCCAAUCGCGAAUAGUCGCGUCCGGCGGCUGCGACAGCUACACAUGCGGAACCAACGCGAGAUGUACCAUGAGCGAAGGACGACCGGUGUGCUCGUGCCUGAAUUUACAUAUGGGAGACCCGCUUUCGCGCUGUGUGCGAGUCGAAUGUUUAAUCAACGACGACUGCCCGUAUGACAAGGUGUGCACGAACAACAGGUGCGUCGAUCCCUGCGUUGGUCUGUGCGGCACGAACGCGAACUGCAACACCAGAAACCACAUAGGCACCUGCGUGUGUAUACCGGGAUACGUCGGCGAUCCGUUCACGAGCUGCCACGUCGCGGAUCCUCAAGCCGCCUGCAAGCCGAGCCCGUGCGGAGAUAACACCCAGUGCGAGGUGAUCAACGAGGUGCCGGUCUGCACUUGCCUGCCGGGCUAUCGAGGCUCGCCUUUGACCGGGUGUCGCCACGAGUGCGAGAGCGACAGCGAGUGCCCUCAUCAUCUCGCGUGCUCGUCGUCGUUCAAGUGCGAGAACCCCUGCAAGUGCGGCGAGAACGCUGAGUGCGAAGUCGUCAAUCACCAAGGCAGGUGCACCUGCCCGAAGACGUGGCUGGGAAAUCCGUACGUCUCAUGCCGACCGGAAUGCAUCUCCCACUCCGAGUGCCCGGCGGGCAAGCCCGCCUGUCUCUAUCAGAAAUGCGUGAACCCGUGCGACGGUGUUUGCGGAGUGAACGCUGACUGCCACCUACGCGCCAUCACGCCCGUUUGCAGCUGUCCGAAACACAUGACCGGCAAUCCUUUCGUGAGCUGCAGACUGUUCGAGCCGCGUGAUCUCUGCGAGCCGAAUCCCUGCGGCUCGAACGCGAUCUGCACGCCGGGCCACGACAACACCGGCAAGGAGAGGCCGGUGUGCACGUGCCCCACCGGCUACAUCGGCAACGCCCUGACGAGCUGCCAGCGCGGGGAGUGCUUCACCGACAGCGAGUGCCCCGACAACCGGGCGUGCAUCGACUUCACGUGCAGGAACCCGUGCACCGGUCGCGAAUGCGGCCCGAGCGCCACGUGCACACCCCGACGUCACAUCGCGGUCUGCACAUGUCCGGACGGGACCAGAGGCGACGCCCUGUACUCCUGCAACCCCAUCGAGAGCAAGUCCGUGUACAACUACGGCCGAGCCUAUCGUUACCGCUACUAGUCACCAGAAGGGCGAACUGCGCGCUUUUAAAACGCUCUUUGCGAAACCGUCUAAUUUAUUCUAAUUUAAUGUGCAUUUACGCGUCUCUUAAUUCAUCGUCAUUCAAUGCUCGCGCGAAAAAGAAAAAAAAAAGGAGAACGGAGGGAGACGAUCGGGCGGAGACUUACCGAAGGACGCGUCGCUCGGUGAAGUCUUAUUAAGGCUCUCGCGCUUCUUCGCCUCGACCUUCUCGACCAAUGACGUCAGAAGCGAGAAAAUGCACGCUCGAAAUGCUUGAAAGAUACGUGGAAAUAAAAAGAUCGAAUCGAUUGAAACAGCCGUGAAGUUAACGACAAGAUGAUGUAGUUAAAAAGUAGGCCACGUGUCACGUUAAUGUUAUGUGAUUAUUCGUUAAGGAAAGUUUUCAGAAUAUCUCACACACCCGCUCAACCGCUCGUGUCGAUUUAUUUCAACGUACUUCGCGAGCAUCUUGAGCCUUGACUAUCUCGCCUACUUCUCGCCGGAAUCGCAAUAAGCGGAGUAAUUUGCAAUGCUAUACACCGGUCUUCUAAUUCUCGCGUUUUAGAAGCAUCAGAUCUCACACGAAGUGUGUUCCACGUCCUCUUUUAUGGGCAACGACUAGUCGUGGAUCUCGUUUGUAUUCUCGAUAAUGAUAAUAAUAGACACACAAGACGACAAGAGAUUUAUACCGUCUGAUUAUACCGAGAUCUUAUUCUACACGUCCAACUUCUCCCCCGCCUGCCUCGUCCCACACGCAACAUCCGCGUGUGACGCUGUAUAGUAUAAUAAUUACUGAAAAGAGAGGAUAUAUAUAUAUGUAGAGAGAGAGAGAUCUAAACUAUGUUACAUCUAAACAAUGAUCUUUAUUGAAUAAUUCAACACUGUGUCCAUUCGGUAAAUGGAGUGCGGAUCGUUCGUUAUAAAACUAGUUGAGAAAUUUAGGAAAACGUUACUUACCAGUGUACCUAUUAAAAAAUAAAUAAUUACGAUCUUUUUUUUUUUUUUACAUAUUGCAUGUUACACAGGUGUUCGUUAAGAAUCGAGUAAUCACGCUACAUUCAUUAUUACAAAUAUUGGCAGCACCAUUAUAUGUAAAGUUUUAUUAAUUUCGAAAGAGUCAUAUGUCUGCUUCGGUACGUUCGGCUAUAUAUGGGUCUCUUCUCUAUAAAUCUUUUUUUUCUUACAAACACGUUAAGGACACACAGGCGUUCCGUUGUUAUUUUGUCCUUUCUCUCUAACUAUAAUAAUAUAUUAACAGAAUAUAUUACGUUAGUCUUUCA